UUCUGCAUCUUUGCACCGCGCACAUUGGUUGGAGGAAAUGUGGCGACGAGUCGGGGCGAAGGUGGCUGUUGGGGCAGCGCUUCUCAGUGGGGCAGCCGUGAGCGCAACCAUCUCCACCUCCGACGAACUCUCCACUGCCUUCAAGAUAUGCACCCUCGUUCCCAUACGCGUCCUGCGCGAUUCGGUCACAGCCGCCACCAUUGCCUUCGAUGUUAGGUUGAUGCAAAGGAUCACACGUGACUAUGGAUAUUCUUUGCGGGGGCUUAAGGAGGGAAGUCUUGAGUGGUCUAAAGCCAAGCAUGAAGUGCAUAAUAGAUGCGCACUUAGGCUGCAAGAAUUGUGCUUUCGCAAUGGAGGAAUUUACAUUAAGCUCGGUCAACAUAUUGGUCAAUUGGAGUAUGUUGUUCCUCAAGAAUAUGUACAUAUUAUGAGAACCUCCAUGUUGAAAAGGUGCCCAUUUUCCUCAUAUGAUCAAGUGCGUAAAGUCUUAAUCAAAGAGCUUGGAGGACUGCCUGAAGAAAUAUUUGAGGAGUUUGAUCCUGUUCCUUUGGCAAGUGCGUCUAUUGCACAAGUUCAUGUUGCUCGAACCUGUGAUGGAAAAAAAGUUGCUGUAAAGGUUCAGCACACUCAUCUUACCGACACUGCUACUGCAGAUAUUGCCACCGUGACAUUGAUAGUGAAUGCCUUGAAUUGGUGUUUCCCUGAAUUUGAUUAUAGGUGGUUGGUUGAUGAAAUACGCGAAAGCUCACCUAAGGAAUUGGAUUUCUUGUUUGAGGCCAGGAAUAGUGAAAAAUGCUUGGAGAACUUUAAGCGGUUAUCUCCUCAUAUUGCUGACUAUAUAUAUUCCCCAAAGGUGUAUUGGAAUCUGAGCACAUCCAAAGUUCUGACUAUGGAAUAUAUGGAUGCAGCGGAAAUAACUGACUUAAUUACCAUUCAGAAACUUGGGAUUCAACUUUCUGAUGUUUCCAAACUAGUUAGCCAAGCUUUUGCAGAAAUGAUAUUUAGGCAUGGAUUUGUGCACUGUGAUCCACAUGCUGCUAACAUGAUGGUCCGCCCUUUGCCAUUUGGUAGAAGAAAUCUUUUUGGAAAGAAAAAACCGCAGUUAAUAUUGCUUGAUCAUGGUCUAUACAAAAAUCUUGAUUUUGCUACUAGAGUAAAUUAUGCUUCACUUUGGAAGGCACUAAUUUUUGCUGAUGUUAAUGGGAUCAAGGAGAAUAGUGUUAAGUUGGGUGCGGGUGAGGAUCUCUAUGUUCUAUUUGCCGGAGUUCUUACUAUGAGACCGUGGAACAGGGUAAUUGAUCGAUCUGUAGACCAUUUAGUGCUAGAUGGAAAUGACAGUGAGCGCUCUGAACUUCAGAUGUAUGCCUCGCAAUAUUUUACUCAGAUCUCAGAGCUUUUAAGAAGAUUACCACGUGUAAUCUUGUUAAUGCUCAAAACAAAUGACUGUUUGAGAGCUGUAAAUCACGCUUUGCUGCAGGGAUCAUCUCUUGAUGCUUACUUUAUCAUGGGAGAAGUCUCUUCUAAAGCAGUGUUAGAGGCAAAGAUCCUAUCACAGAACUGCUCCUUUUUGUCACGCUUGAGCAUAUGGUUUGAGCAGAUACUGCUGGAAGCUCGGUUAUUCAGCAUGAGGAUUGCAUUUUGGUUUUUACAGUCCAAAAGACGUUUAAGUUGACAAAAGAAGAAAAAGGGAAAUUGUGUGAUUAAUUAAAACGAGGAAAACCAUGAUUCCUUUUUGGAAAAUGUUUGUUGAAGAGAUGCACAGACUGCCAUCAUCUUCAGGUUGGUUACAGCUGGUAUAAUUUCAAAGGAAUUAGUGCUUUUGUUACCCUUAGCGUGCACUAUUGGUAGGAAAUAAUAAAAACUGUCAUAUAUUCUAGUCUUUUAACGAUAUUUAUGCAGUCACAAGUUCCUCGUGGGAUUUUUGUGUCCCAGCGAUAUUAUUCUCUUGAUUCAUUCAUUGUAUAAACUAAU
Molecule: messenger RNA, 1971 nt
Organism: Phalaenopsis equestris
Lineage: Eukaryota; Viridiplantae; Streptophyta; Magnoliopsida; Asparagales; Orchidaceae
Product: putative ABC1 protein At2g40090
Exons: 13
Coding region: 38-1672 (544 amino acids)
Biological process (GO): mitochondrion organization; lipid homeostasis
Cellular component (GO): mitochondrial inner membrane
Source: RefSeq, a predicted model, not a curated record